GACGGCGUGUUUUUGCAAACGUACUGGUCUCGCCCAGCUGCUAACCAGAUAUUCCUAUAGAAGAUCAUGGAGUUUGCCGAGCUGAUAAAGACCCCCAAAGUGGACGGGGUGGUCCUUCAUCGACCAUUUUUGCCCACCGUGGAGGGAACUCUAUGUUUAACCGGCCACCACCUGAUUCUGUCCUCCAGACAAGACAACACAGAGGAGCUUUGGCUGCUCCAUUCAAACAUAGACUCCAUAGAGAAAAGAUUUGUUGGCUCUGUUGGAAACAUCAUAGUCAAAUGCAAAGACUUGAGGGUGAUUCAGUUGGACAUUCCUGGCAUGGAAGAGUGUCUCAACAUUUCUGGCUCUAUUGAGGCUCUGUCCACACUCGACUCCGUCUCUCUGAUGUAUCCUUUCUUCUACCGGCCUAUGUUUGAAGUCAUAGAGGACGGGUGGAAUUCAUUUCUUCCUCAGGAUGCAUUUAAGGAUUUGGAAUCAAUGACAGAUGAGUGGAGGCUGAGUGACGUCAACAAAGACUUCAGUGUGUGUCCAUCAUACCCCCGUCUAGUGGCAGUUCCUAAAAACAUUGACGACGACACCCUGAAGAAAGUAGCCACCUUCCGCCAUGGUGGGCGUUUCCCAGUGCUUAGCUACUAUCACAAAAAGAACGGCAUGGUGAUGAUGCGUUCGGCGCAGCCCCUCACUGGCACCAACGGGAGACGCUGCAAAGAAGAUGAGAAGCUAAUCAAUGCCACUCUGAGGCCAGGAAAACGGGGCUAUAUAAUCGAUACACGCACCAUCAAUGUUGCCCAGCAGGCCAAAGCCCGAGGUGGCGGGUUUGAAUCUGAAGGCAACUACCCACAAUGGAGAAGGAUCCACAAAGCUAUUGAAAGGUACAACGUCCUCCAAGAAAGUCUGAUAAAGCUGGUGGAAGCCUGCAAUGAUCAGUCCCACAGCAUGGACCGCUGGUUAAGCAAGCUGGAGGCCUCCAACUGGCAGACUCACAUCAAGGAGAUCCUCACCACUGCUUGUCUGGCUGCCCAGUGCCUCGACAGGGAGGGAGCAUCAGUGCUUGUUCAUGGAACAGAAGGGACAGACUCCACGCUGCAGGUGACCUCCUUAGCUCAGAUCAUCCUAGAUCCAGGAUGCAGGACCAUUAAAGGCUUCCAAAGUCUGGUGGAGAGAGAAUGGCUCCAGGCGGGUCACCCAUUCCAGCAGCGCUGCUCCCAGUCUGCCUACUCCAACAGCAAGCCGCGGCAAGAGGCUCCCGUCUUCCUGCUCUUCUUAGACUGUGUGUGGCAGAUCCUACGGCAAUUUCCUUGCUCCUUUGAGUUUAACGAGAGCUUCUUAGUGCUGCUGUUUGAACAUGCCUAUGCCUCUCAAUUUGGUACUUUCCUGGGCAGCUGUGCAGCUGACAGAGCCAGGCUGUCUCUUCCUGAGAAAACAGUGUCCCUAUGGUCUUGGGUGAAUCGGCCACAGGAGCUGGAGCGUCUGACCAACCCCCUUUACGAGGCCAACAGUCUCGUGAUUUGGCCCUCUGUGGCUCCUCAGAGUCUGCUGCUGUGGGAAGGUGUUUUCCUGCGCUGGAACCGCUCGUCCAGGUGUUUGGAUGAGGCUUACGAUGAAAUGGUGCACAUAAUCGAAUACAACAAGGAGCUUCAGAACAAAGUUAACAGUCUGCGCCGGCAGCUGGCUGAGCUGGAAACAGAAGAUCCUCUGUUGAAUGCUCCAUAAACCGAAAAAGGUAGCAAGAUGGUUAGAGGGAGGAGAAACUGUUCAAAUAACUACAAUAUGCUCACAUUCAUCCAAUGUUUAAGCGUUACUGCAGCUUAAGUUACUCUUCUGAUAUCUCAAAAAAGAUUUUUUUUUAUUUCAGAUUUAGUAAUAAAUAAGUAAAUAUUAUUAAGUAAUUAUUUGUGUUGUCAGUUCAUUAAAUCAUGCAUUUCUAAUAUGAGUUUCUGUCAAGCUUGAACUAAAACAUUUCAUCUCACUCUAAUUUUAGUAUAUGCAGCUUUGCACAUGCAGAAAAAAAAAUCCUAUGCUUGACUUAUAGCUGAAUCUACAUUUGAAAAAAUCAUCAAACUAACUCCAUUUGUUGCCAUUUGUAUUUACAUUCUGCAUGAGUAUAUGUUUUUCUGAUUUUUUUUCUUACUAUUAUUCACUGAGAAACAAUGUCUGUUAAUGCAGGGUUCUGAUGAGCAUGCUGAACAUAUGUGGCAUUGAGGCAGUGCAGGGUUGCUAUGGCAACACGUGUGCUGCUGUAAGUUGGUGUGUGACUCUUCAACAUGUUCAGAUGAAAUGUGUAGGCUGGGUCAGCACCUUCUGUACUGUACAAUGGAGUUUUAAGGAGUACAUUUCCAUUCAAAUUGUUAUGUAUCUGCUUUGUUUUACAGAUUAUGAAGUUCUGGUUUGUUGCAUAAAAUGAUACAAAAUAACUACUCGAAACAUUAAGUUAACUUUUUAAUGGCGCUACUUAGAUGCUUGUGGCUAAAGGAGCCUGUUUAUAGGUGUCAGAUCACACGGAGAUUCAAUAUAUAGCAAAGGUGAAGUAUCUUUAUUACAUAUAUAGAAUUGCAUAUCAAGUGUUGAGUUUAAUUAUGCUGUAUUUGUGGGCAAAACUACUCCUGAAUAUUUGGUACUGAUGCACUUUUUAUUGGCCUUAUUCUUUAGUGUGUACAAAGCCAUACAUAUACUCUUUUCAUUCAAUAUGGUUAGUUGCCAGUGAUUAUAAUGGGAAAAGUCUUCUCACAGACAGAUCUUUGACAUGUUUGUAGGUAAUCUCCAACGUAGGACUUUAUAGAAGUCAUGAAAAUCCCCUUCAUUGAUAUUUUAGCCUUUUUGCUAGUUUACCAUUAAAAUCCUCUUUUCUUGUUUUGUUUUUUACUGUACUAUGCUUGCCAAACAACCUUGACUUUUGAAUCUUUCAAAUUCAAUUUUGAAAGGGGAGAGAAAAUCAAAAAUAAGCCAAUGUUUUGUUUACACAUUGCAACAGAUGAACAGAUAUCUUUCAUCUUUUGUGAUUUCUUUUUUUUUUUUGUCCCUCACGAUCUUCGUUUUCAUUUCAGUUUCAUAGCUUUUUAAACUGUUAUAAUUGUUUUGUUAGAAUUAGCUAAAUAAAUAUGAAUCAGUGUACUGAAGUACUAUAAGAUGUAUUUGGUUCUUCUCUAAGUUCCUUGUCGGCAAAACACUAAUUGAUCCCUUCAGUUUCAGAGCGUUUUUAUAACUGACCCCAUGCAUGGUAAUAUUGGGUUGCAAAUUUUUUCAUUAUGUUUUAACAAAGAUCAGCAGGGCUGCUUUUAUCUAUAUGUCAUCAAAACAUGGGUUGGUGGGUAAGCAAUAGAAGCACUGUGUUAGAUUUUUUUGUUUUUUUGUUUUUUAUUCUGCACAUUAUGGGUUAGCCUUUGUGGUUAUGUAUUAAUCGAACUCAAGUACUUUAAAUGACAUUGUUGAGAAACAGGUUUUCAUUAAGUGUAUGACAUGAUUUACCUUUGACCAAUAAUUCAGCUAUAUGUUUGCAAACAGUGAGAUGGUAGUUUAAGCCAAAUCCGUGGUGUGGUUUAUAAUUGUAAAAAUGUAAGCCUCCCAUUCAUCCGUCUUUAGUCAUUUUUAUAUCAGUAAAAUAAUCAAUGAACUCUAAAAGAAAUGAUCUAAGCUUUAGACAAAUGUCUUUGCCUGUUCUGUUAACUGACUUUGUGCAAUGCUUUACUAUAAAAGUACAGUUCACUUUUAUGUACCCUGUACCACUGAUGAUUACAUGCUUGUUUUUUGUUAAUUUUGGAGAUAUUA
This is a messenger RNA of Cyprinodon variegatus (sheepshead minnow), 3768 nucleotides long. It is a transcript of the gene mtmr9, whose product is annotated as myotubularin related protein 9. The record is from RefSeq and is a predicted model, not a curated record. The transcript has 10 exons. NCBI's taxonomy places the organism in Eukaryota, Metazoa, Chordata, Actinopteri, Cyprinodontiformes, Cyprinodontidae. Gene Ontology annotation, biological process: negative regulation of autophagy. Bases 67 to 1716 code for a protein of 549 amino acids.